AUGGCCUCCCGAAGACUGGCUCUGAACCUCGGACGCGGCCUCAAGGCCCCUCGCGCUGGUCUUUCGCUACCUCCGCUGCGCCGAGGCCUCGCCACCCCCGUCACCUCGCCGGGCAUCAAGGUCCAGUCCACCACGCUCAAGAACGGUCUUACGGUUGCGUCCCACUACUCGCCAUAUGCCCAGACCUCGACUGUCGGCGUUUGGAUCGACGCCGGUUCCCGCGCCGAGACCGAGGAGACCAACGGCACCGCCCACUUCCUCGAGCACCUUGCCUUCAAGGGCACCAGCAAGCGCACCCAGCACCAGCUCGAGCUGGAGAUCGAGAACCUCGGAGCUCACCUAAACGCAUACACUUCGCGCGAAAACACCGUCUACUUCGCAAAGGCCCUCAACGAGGACGUCCCCCAGUGCGUCGACAUCCUCGCCGACAUCCUGCAGAACUCCAAGCUCGAGGAGUCCGCCAUUGAGCGCGAGCGCGACGUCAUCCUGCGCGAGUCCGAGGAGGUCGAGAAGCAGAUCGAGGAGGUCGUCUUCGACCACCUGCACGCCACCGCCUUCCAGCAGCAGCCGCUCGGCCGCACCAUCCUGGGUCCUCGUCAGAACAUCCAGGACAUCACCCGCACCGAGCUGUCCAAUUACAUCAAGAACAACUACUCGGCCGACCGCAUGGUCCUCGUCGGCGCCGGCGGCUUCGCCCACGAGCAGCUCGUCGAGCUGGCCGAGAAGCACUUCACCAGCCUGCCCGCCACGUCGCCGCCAUCCGGCGCUCUGUUGGAGUUCAAGAAGAAGUCCGACUUUAUCGGCUCCGACGUCCGCGUGCGCGACGACACCAUCCCCACCGCCAACAUCGCCAUCGCCGUCGAGGGUGUCAGCUGGAACGACGACGACUACUUUACCGCCCUCGUUGCCCAGGCUAUUGUCGGCAACUACGACAAGGCUCUCGGCAACGCCCCGCACCAGGGCAGCAAGCUGAGCGGCUUCGUCCACAAGAACGACCUGGCCAACAGCUUCAUGAGCUUCUCCACGAGCUACAGCGACACUGGUCUCUGGGGCAUCUACCUCGUUACCGACAAGCUGACGCGCAUUGACGACCUUGUACACUUUGCCCUGCGCGAGUGGUCGCGGCUGUCGCUGAACGUAUCCCAGGCCGAGGUCGAGCGCGCCAAGGCCCAGCUCAAGGCGUCCAUCCUGCUGUCGCUGGACGGCACCACCGCCGUGGCCGAGGACAUUGGCCGCCAGAUCAUCACCACCGGCACCCGCCAGAGCCCUGCCGAGAUCGAGCGCGUCAUCGACGCGAUAACAGAGAAGGACGUCAUGGACUUUGCCAACCGGAAACUGUGGGACCAGGACAUUGCCAUCAGCGCCGUCGGCAGCAUCGAGGGCCUGUUUGACUAUGCGAGAAUCCGGGGAGACAUGAGCCGGAACUUUUAA
This is a messenger RNA of Grosmannia clavigera kw1407, 1431 nucleotides long. RefSeq names its product mitochondrial processing peptidase beta subunit. Gene Ontology annotation, cellular component: mitochondrion. The record is from RefSeq and is a predicted model, not a curated record. Lineage: Eukaryota; Fungi; Ascomycota; Sordariomycetes; Ophiostomatales; Ophiostomataceae. Gene Ontology annotation, molecular function: metalloendopeptidase activity; metal ion binding. The transcript has 5 exons. The coding region runs from base 1 to 1431 and encodes 476 amino acids.